AUGAGCUUCCAGGCCCCGCCCACACUCGUGGAGGUGGCAAAGCAGUGUCUGCUGGGUGAUGAGGCUGUGGCCAUCUCUGCUCUUCAGUACCUUCCCAAGAGGUUCAUCCCUCCUCUGUUUAUGGAGGCCUUCACUGGCAGGCGCCUGAAAGUCCUGAGGGAGAUGGUGGCAGCCUGGCCCUACCCCUGCCUCCCUGUGGGGGCCCUGAUGGAGAAACCUCACCUGGAGACCUUGAAGGCUGUGUUGGAUGGAGUAGAUAAGCUGUUGAGACACAAGGUUCACCCAAGGAGCUGGAAACUUCAAGUACUUGAUUUGCGGACUGUGCAGCACAGCUUCUGGAACACGUGGGCUGGAAUGGAGGAUGCUGGCUCCUCAGCACAGGCUGUGAGUGACAAGCAAAUUGUGAAGGACCUUCCUAGAUAUGCUCUGCGGAGGCGGCUCAAGGUCUUCACUGACCUUUCCCUCAGGAUCCAUCUCAGUGAAUACCAAACAUACUUGUUGCAGUGGGCAGAGCAGAGGAAAAGUUCCCUGAAGCUGUGCUGUCCCAAGAUGCAGAUUUGUGCUUUGCCUGUGGACAGAAUCCUGAAGGUACUGACCAUCAUCCAGCCAGAAUUCAUAGAGGAGUUGGAACUGUUUUCAGGGUGGAGUCCGUCUACCUUGGAACAGGUUUCCCCAUACCUGGGCCAGAUGAGGAAUCUUCACAAACUCUUCCUAGCACGGAUCCACAAGUAUAACUUUAGUGUUGAAAAUACUUCUGCAGACCCAGAGGAGAUGUGUGUCAGCAAGUUCAUUUCUCAGUUCUCUAAAUUCGACAGUCUCCAGCAUCUCUACCUGAAUGGUUUAUUCUUCCUCAGUGACCACAUGAAACAGUUGUUCAGCUGCCUGAAGACCCCCUUGGAGACCCUGUCCAUCUCUCGCUGCCUCUUUUCCCAGUGUGACUUGAAUUCCCUGUGCCAGUGUCAGAGCCUCCGUCAGCUGAAGCACCUGAGUGUGAGAGGUGUGGAAUUCUUUGAUUUAUGUCUUAUGGACAUGCGAGUUUUUCUGGAGAGAGUUGCAGACACCCUGCAGACCCUGGAAUUGGAGCACUGCGGGAUGCAGGACUCUCAGCUCAGUGCCUUCCUGCCUGCCCUCAGCCAGUGCUCCCAGCUCACCAAGGUCAAUUUCUAUGACAAUGACAUCUCCAUGGCCAUCCUGAGGGACCUUCUCCACCACACAGCCAACCUGAGCCAGUUGACCCUGGAGUUGUACCCUGCCCCUCUGGAGUGCUUUGAUGAUGUGGGUGAUAUCCUCCCAGAGAGAUUUGCACAAAUUUGUCUCCAGCUCAUGGAUGCACUGAUUGCCAUAAGGCAGCCCAAGACUGUGUCUUUUGCUACAAAUAUGUGCCUUGAGUGUUGUUCACGCUCUGUCUAUGACCUUGAGACCACACUCUGUCGUUGUUGGCAGUAA
Messenger RNA from Nannospalax galili (Upper Galilee mountains blind mole rat), 1446 nucleotides. RefSeq names its product PRAME family member 12-like. Gene Ontology annotation, cellular component: cytoplasm. The transcript is spliced from 3 exons. NCBI's taxonomy places the organism in Eukaryota, Metazoa, Chordata, Mammalia, Rodentia, Spalacidae. Gene Ontology annotation, biological process: negative regulation of apoptotic process; negative regulation of DNA-templated transcription; negative regulation of cell differentiation. The record is from RefSeq and is a predicted model, not a curated record. The coding region runs from base 1 to 1446 and encodes 481 amino acids.